AUGGCGCCCGGUGGUCCGAUUGAUAGUACUUCCAAGUUGGUAGACGAAGACAUUCUUCUGAUUCUCUCUCGAUUACCCUUCAACGAGGCUGCGAGAACCUCCGUCUUGGCCCAAAGAUGGCGUCAUAUCUGGCGCGGAACCAGAAGUGUUGAGCUCUUGGAGAGAUUCUUCGUCAGGCCUGGUGACUCUGAGGAGAUCAGGGAGAAUAAAAGAAGGGAGUUCAUGGAGUUUGUUCGUCAAUGGAUUAACGAUUCUGAUCGUGAAUCCGAGAUAGAUAAGUUCUCUUUCUCACUCUCCAAUCCUAAACCAUUUCAGGACGAUUUAUACGCCGUUUUAUCAUUUCCUUCUUCUAGAAAUGUCAAGGAGUUAUACCUCGAUUUCUCUGACCCUUCAUGGGAACAAGACGAUCCUAAAAAAACCCACAAGGCGGUUUGUAACAUACCAGGUCCGGUUUACAGAAACCAUGAUCUUCAAUCCAUGAAGCUUUAUUCCUGCAGUUUUAUGGAUCAGUGGUUCGGUAAUUUUGGUUCGUUAAAGGAGCUUUCUUUAGGAUGGAUUGAACUUGAAUCGGCUUCCAUGAAAGCUGUGAUGGAGAAGUGUCCAUUGCUGCUGAGUUUGAACUUGAAGAGGUGUUGGAAUAGAGGGAAAGGCAUGGAGAUUACAGGGACGAACUUGAAGUUAAGGAAGUUGAGGAUUGAGAAUUGUGGAUACGAGUGGUGGUGCUUUGAUUUCCCGAAUCUGAAAGAGUUUAAAUACAGUGGGAGAAUUAGUAUUUUACAUUUUGACAGUGUGCGAACUCCGGUGGAGAACGUUGAACUUGAUUUUGGAGUGGAGAAAGAGUUCCAACGAGUUGGUGAUUAUCUGCAGAUGCUUCUUCAUGAUCUCACUUCUGCUAGGAUUUUGACUAUUUGCACUUACGUCCUUCAGGUUAUUCCAAGUGGAAUGCAAUCAUUAGGUAUAUAUGGACGUUCUCUGGAGGGUUAUGUACCUCCGUUUGAGUUGAGGGCCAACGAUUUCUGGAUCAACAACACAACUACUUACAAGUGCUUGAGAAGUUAUGAAGUGAUCUAUUACUGCUUCAAAGAAAUUUUUCAGUAA
This is a messenger RNA of Carica papaya (papaya), 1098 nucleotides long. The record is from RefSeq and is a predicted model, not a curated record. Lineage: Eukaryota; Viridiplantae; Streptophyta; Magnoliopsida; Brassicales; Caricaceae.